Molecule: messenger RNA, 1523 nt
Organism: Austrofundulus limnaeus
Lineage: Eukaryota; Metazoa; Chordata; Actinopteri; Cyprinodontiformes; Rivulidae
Product: homeobox protein HOX3
Exons: 2
Coding region: 185-1033 (282 amino acids)
Biological process (GO): anterior/posterior pattern specification; embryonic skeletal system morphogenesis; regulation of transcription by RNA polymerase II
Cellular component (GO): nucleus
Molecular function (GO): RNA polymerase II cis-regulatory region sequence-specific DNA binding; DNA-binding transcription factor activity, RNA polymerase II-specific
Source: RefSeq, a predicted model, not a curated record
AUUACCCAAGUGUUCCACAUGGUUUUUACUCCACAUCCUCUGACCUGCCUACCUUUAUUCAUUCAGCUUAAUUGUGAUCGGAUAUUAGGCAAAUCCUCGUUGUUUUUAGUGCUGCUCGGGGACUUUGUGUGUUUUUUUUUUUUUUGGUUUGUUUUUAUUUGAGGCAGUUUGAUGAGCUGGGUCCAUGGACCCCCAACAGUGUGCUGCCCUCCCGCUGCAGCUGCGUGGCAACAGUUCUGCUAUGAACUCUGGACAAGUGCCAAACCUGAGCGUGGGACGCCUUGAAAAAGGAGGACCAGGGGGAGGAGGAGGGGGCCCAGAUGCUGAGCAGCAAAACAUGACCUCUACUGUUCCUUUCAGCUCCAGGUUGGACCCACGGAACGUUUCUGAGUGCCCUCUGGGGCCCGUGGUUCAGUGCCAGGCCAAGGGCAAGCUGGACACCAAAAGCAGGGGCUGCAGUCUCAUCUGUCACUCAGGCGUCACGUUUCCCUGGAUGAAGUCACAGAAAACCAGCUCUGGACAAUCUGCGAGCAGUCGUGUGGCAGGCAGAGCAACGAGGAGGGAGAGAACCGCUUUCACCAACAACCAGCUGCUGGAGCUGGAGAAGGAGUUCCACUUCAGUCCUUACCUGCRGCGCCACCGGAGGCUGGAGAUGGCAGCCGGGCUGCACCUCACCGACCGCCAGGUCAAGAUCUGGUUCCAGAACCGCAGAAUGAGGCACAAGAAAGAGCAGAAGUAUGGCAAAAAGGAGGCAAGCUUGUUCUUGGGGUCUCCAUCCAAUUUCAGUUCUUACCCAGACCACCUCCCAGCAGCAUGUGCUGCCAGAACAUCUUCUCCCUCGGAGCUUCUCUCCAUGGACUGCUCCUUGUCCUCCCUGUUUGGGUCGUUUAGUGACAGCAGCAGCGCUCCGAGUCUUUACCCCGCAGACCUCUCCCAUUUAAACUGCUUGCUUCCAUCUGCUGCAAACGGUCCGCCGCCCUCCUGCGCAGACAUCGAUGGCCAUCAGCAGGCCGGCUUCUCAAACUGGCCCUGAGGCGCCAUAAAGGCCAUCCCCUUCUGUGCUCUUAAAAAUCUCAAUCAUAUCUUCACUUACUUAUAAAAAGACUGGGGGAAUGUCUGAUCAGCAUCAAAGGAAUGCCUUCCACUUAACACAUCCUUCUCAUUCUUCAUGAUACAUUUUAAUUAAACUAUAUGGAAAAAAAUCAUCCUAAUUAAAGGAGAGCUGCUGUAAUAUCUUUCAUGUUUUUUUGUAUGCUGGUCUUGCUCACAGUGGGAGAUGUUUGAACAGUGAAUCAAUCCAUUUUUGAGUUUUAUGAGUUUUUAUUUUAGGACAUUAAGGCAUGCAGAGGCAGACUUUAAAAUGAAUUUUCUGUAUAUCUCUGCUUAUCAUUUAAUUCUUAUCCUAUUUUCUGAUCUGAACUGUAAAUGUGUUGUUUGUGUUAAAUGUUUUAUAUGUACAAUGAACUGAAAUCACGUUGCAUUGUUUUUCUUGUUAGUUCCAAUAAAGCUUCCAGUCCUUCAUA